This is a messenger RNA of Lithohypha guttulata, 975 nucleotides long. RefSeq lists its product as uncharacterized. Bases 1 to 975 code for a protein of 324 amino acids. The transcript has a single exon. NCBI's taxonomy places the organism in Eukaryota, Fungi, Ascomycota, Eurotiomycetes, Chaetothyriales, Trichomeriaceae. The record is from RefSeq and is a predicted model, not a curated record.
AUGGGUUUCUUAUACUCGCAGUUGUUCGUAACUCCCAAAUACCCUACCCGCUCAUUCACUGGCGAAACUUGCAUCGUCACCGGCUCUAACGUCGGUCUUGGAAAAGAGUGCGCUCGUCACCUUGCUCGUCUAGGUGCCGCCAAGAUCAUUCUCGCCGUCCGCAACACCUCAGCCGGCGAGCAAGCUCGGCAAGAUAUUGUCAAGACCACCAAAGUCGACCCAUCGGUUGUCGAAGUCUGGGAGCUAGAUCUCGGGGACUACUCCUCGGUCAAAGCAUUCGCCAAGCGUUGUGAAAGCCUCGACCGCAUCGAUGCAGUCAUCGAGAAUGCCGGUAUAGCCGCGAUAGAUUUCAAGCUCGUUGAGGGGCAUGAGUCAACCGUUACUGUCAAUGUUGUCAGCACCUUUCUCCUUGCGCUCUUACUUUUGCCAAAACUGAAAGAAGUUUCCAGAAAGUUCAAUAUCACUCCGCGCCUCACCAUUGUCUCGAGCGAGGUCCAUGGCUUCAGCGGCAUAGCCGAGCAAAUCAAGGACGCAGAUUCCAUCUUCCCAAUGAUCGACGACCCGAAGAAAUCCGACAUGUCGAAACGCUAUCCUCUCUCCAAACUCCUCGAGGUCCUCGUUGUGCGCGAGAUUGCUCCUAAGAUCAAUAGCGGCCAGGUAACCCUGAACAUGUUAAACCCAGGUCUGUGUCAUUCCAGCUUGACACGGGACGUAUCGGGUUUCCAAUUAUUGACUUAUACCCUCAUGAAAGCAAUACUGGCACGUACGACGGAGGUGGGCAGCCGGACGUUGGUCGCUGCUGCGUCUGUUGGCGAGGAGAGUCAUGGGAGAUACAUGCACGAUGGUAUGGUGAAUGAAGGCGAAGUGUCAGCUUUUGCGAAAAGUGACGAAGGAAGGAAGGUUGGUCAGAAGGUUUGGGCUGAGCUUGCGGGUAUUCUGGAAAAGAUAGAACCUGGUGUUACACAGAAUAUAUGA